Anopheles aquasalis is the source of this 807-nucleotide messenger RNA. It is a transcript of the gene Taf12, whose product is annotated as TATA-box binding protein associated factor 12. Lineage: Eukaryota; Metazoa; Arthropoda; Insecta; Diptera; Culicidae. Gene Ontology annotation, cellular component: SAGA complex; transcription factor TFIID complex. Gene Ontology annotation, biological process: DNA-templated transcription initiation; RNA polymerase II preinitiation complex assembly. The record is from RefSeq and is a predicted model, not a curated record. Gene Ontology annotation, molecular function: TBP-class protein binding; DNA binding; protein heterodimerization activity.
CACGCAGCAUCCAGCCAGAGAAGCAGGAUUUUGGUGUUUCUUCGUGGAGGGGCCGAUUAUAGCGUUAUCUCGAGGAGUUUCUAUCAUUUGCGUUUGGGUGUAACCCAGUGGCUCGAUCCGAUCGGCGGUCGAGCCUAGAAGCCUUAUUGUGUCCACCUGUCUUUGUGCCAUCCGCCUUGACCACCGCUCUGCCCCAUUCCCAAAUGUCCGUAACAACCAACCAUAUCGAUUACCAACAGCACAACACAGGCGGCGACAGUAUGGCAUCUCCCUCCUCGAACAGUACUACGCUUGGUGCAUCGAAUUCGUCCGGCAUCACGAAGGGAAACUCCGGCUCGUCCGCUGGCGGUAGUUCGAGCGCGGGUGGAACGUCGAGUGCGAGCGAUGGAACGACUCAACUCCUGACCAAGCCGCGCCUGCAAGAGCUUGUGCGCGAGAUCGAUCCAACGGAGCAGCUGGACGAAGAGGUCGAAGAGUUGUUGCUACAGAUUGCAGACGAUUUCGUCGAGAACACCGUUAACGCUGCCUGUCUGCUGGCGAAACAUCGGAAGGUGCCAAAGGUGGAAGUACGUGACGUUCAGCUACAUCUCGAGCGCAACUGGAACAUGUGGAUACCCGGGUUCGGGACGGAUGAGCUUAGACCGUACAAGCGUGCGACCGUGACAGAGGCGCACAAGCAGCGACUCGCUCUCAUACGGAAGGCAAUCAAAAAGUACUAGCAUCAUAUCCGUGCAUUAGAACUAGCGAUAAGCUUUAUAAGAAUUAUGAUAAUAAUAAUAAUGGUCGAACGAUACCGCAAAAGGUGAA